Messenger RNA from Hydractinia symbiolongicarpus, 3164 nucleotides. Its product is annotated as zinc finger protein 616-like. Lineage: Eukaryota; Metazoa; Cnidaria; Hydrozoa; Anthoathecata; Hydractiniidae. The transcript is spliced from 3 exons. The record is from RefSeq and is a predicted model, not a curated record. Bases 359 to 2923 code for a protein of 854 amino acids.
AAAUGCGAUAUGAAAAAGCAUUUCUAUCGCCACUCAAAAAUGUUUGAUUCGCAAUUUUAUCAUUUUCUUCAUAAAUUCGCAAAAAUGGCAUUUUGAUAUAAUGUAUACUUAUUGUGAACAAAGUUACUUUUUGACAAGUAUUCUUUUUAAGGAAAAGACAGGGCAGUGACUUUGUGACUUAUUUCAAAAUAUUCAUAACAUUAAUAAGAAAACUUUAAAAUGAAUAUGAAAUUCGAAAAGAAACGGGAAGGUUUGGAUUUGGUUUUCAUACAUAGGUUGUUAAACACACCUGAAAAGAAUUUAUUUAUUCCAAGCAUUUUUACUCUUACUAUUAUGAUAUUUUUUAGAAAUAUAAAUUAUGUUUAACAUGCAAAUCGAUCCUGAAAAGAUUGUAGAGUUUUCUAUCCAGGGCGGCACGCCUUACUAUCGGGUUCGAUGGCAUGAUGCAUGGGUAGAGGAAGAAUCUCUUUCACACACGUGGCAACAUUUGAUUGAUAACUUUUGGAAGAUUCAAUCAGAACAACACAGCACUACAAAGUAUGCGCAAAACACAAACAAAUUAUUGCCCAACUUUUCCAGUCUUUUGUCUAAUAGUUGCAUCACACAAGAUGAUAACCAACAUUCCAUGAAUAGUAAUCUUACUGAGUUAAGAAGUACUACUGUUCAUCCAACAACUGCAACCACACUCUCUUUCAAUAGCAGUUUCCAUUACCCACAGGAUAGCAGUCAUCACGAGCAAAAUAAUGGACUUAUUCAGUUUAACAAUGACAGUCGCAACUUAACUCAGCACAUAUCUGGGAAUGAGCAGUUCACAAAAACACCCCCUGCGAUACUUGGUAACAACGAUGUUUUUCGUCAUCAGUCGAGUAUUGAAUACACACAACCGUUUCCACUUUCUGUACCAGACUUUACUCUCAUGCCUGAGCGAACUGCACAAAUGAAAGAUUCGUUGAAGGAGAAAGUUACCCAAAAAUCACAUUGUGUGAAGAAAGUAGCCAGCAAAGCACGUGUUGUUCGUAAAAUUAAACCAACUUUACAAGCUGACGUGAGUAGCUGUAGCGAUAAUGUUAUAUGUAGCGACUGCGGGAGAGACUUUUCUCGUACUGUGAAGCCAAAGAAGAGAUUACGUGAACAUGUCCGCCGAAUGCAUUUAAAGAACGGAAAGUUCAAAUGCUUGCAAUGCCCAAAAACGUUUGUAUGUCAGCAAGGCUUAAGAGAUCACGAACCAGUUCAUAGUAAGGAGCGGAAACAUAGCUGCUCCUAUUGCAACGAAACUUUCUUGAGGCUAUCUCAUUUAUAUAUCCAUCUACGAACACACGAAGAAGAGAAGAAUUUUCGUUGCGAAGCUUGUUUUGGCACGUUUAACGUACAAUCUGAACUUAAAGAUCAUUGUGACAGCAAACACAGCAGUGUUUCGGCUAACGUGAAGUGCGGAGUUUGUAAACAAAACCUUUACUCAGCGCAGUCCGUUUACUCACAUAGCUUAAGACACUCCGGUACUCGCAAUUUUAAAUGCGACGUUUGCGGCUCGACAUUUAAACGUAAACAAAUAUUAGACCAACAUAAAAAACGGCACGAAACUAACGUGACGUCACAAUCUUUUCAGUGCGACGUUUGCAAGAAGGAACUCACUACUAAGUCGUCUUUACGGGAGCAUAUGUUCUUAGUACAUAAAAAGUCUUUGGAAGAAACUGAUCACAAGUGUGAAGUGUGUGGGAAAUGUUUUCGUAACUGGGCCAAUUAUCGACGUCACGUUCAGCUGCAUCCAAAGCUGUUGGAUAAUUCCACUAUCGCGCUGGCACAGGAAAAAGAUGUUCUAAACACACUUGGUGCGAACAAUUUAAGUUCGCAUCGCUUCAAAUGCAACAUUUGUUCCCAAGAAUUCGAUACGACGAAGUUGAUGCUAGAACAUUUGAAAGAACAUCAAGCAACUCCUAACACGGAAGUCGCAACUGGCGCAGGGAGUGUUGAAGGCCUGGCUUGUUCUGUUUGUUUAAAAGCUUUCACUAACCGGAAGUAUCUCAGGAGCCAUAUGCAAAUUCAUAAAUCCAUUGAACUGAAGUGUGACGUAUGUGGUAUGUUGUUUAAAAGAAAAGACACGUUACGCAUGCACAAGAAGAGACAUAUAGAGAGAAACGAAACAGCAAGCACUCUUACAAGCAAAUCAGGUGAAAUGUACAACGUCCGUAGAGAGUUAAGGGAUAAAAUCGGUAAAGCUGAUCAAGAUGGGCGUGUCUCUUGUCCAUAUUGUAAAAGGGUAUUCAACACACGCAAGUUGCUGUUGGCGCAUAUUGUACUGCAUGGCGAUGUUUUUCAUUCGUGUGAUAUAUGCGGUAAAAGUUACAAACAGAAAAGCUGCUUAAAUAAACAUCGGAAAACCCAUGUGAACAAAGCGACGAAAGCUAGUCGAGUAACGAAACAGAGGAACGUAGUAAAUCAUAUAACCAAACUUAACCAAUCGCGUUUAACUCGAAAAAAGCGAGACGAAGUUGUCGAGGAAUCUUCAAACUUUGUAGGCGAAGCUAGAUUAACACAAGUUUCUGACGAACAUUUAAAAAAUUCAGACCAACAAGGAGUUGUUAAGGAAGACAACGUGUCAAGUGAAAUCAACCUUACAACUGACAAAAGUGAGUCUCACGAGGAGGAUAACUCCAUGUUUUUUUGUAUAACGUGUGACAAAGUAUUUCCCACGAAAAAACAAUUGAAAAGUCAUCAACUAUCUCAUAGCGAUACUAUACACAAUUGCACAGUAUGUGGAAAAACUUAUCUCCGCCGAAACUUCUUGAGUAAACAUAUGAUAAAAGUUCACGGUAGCCAAAAAUUGGACAGCCAAGUAAGUGCAAGUGUGACGGAGGAUUGUAAUAACGAACUGGUUACAAAUGCAGUAAAAAUUAUCAUAGAAACACAAUGCUCAAAAUCAUAAGAAGAUCGUAAAGUAUGCUUUAAAUUUUUGGCUUCCAGAAAUUUUUGCGAAUUUUGCAAAGUUGUCAUUUAUGCAAGGAAAUUAAGCUUAUGCGAAAAAAAGCUUUAUCUGUAAUCAGUUUUUAAUUUUAUAAUGAAAGCAAUAACAAUUUUCUUGUUUUUAAAGAUUUUUUGAUAAUUUAAUUGUCUUUAUAUUAAAGUUUAAUGAUUUGCAAAAAUAAAUUCUCGUUUAAUCUUUUAAA